Messenger RNA from Theileria parva strain Muguga, 566 nucleotides. Its product is annotated as putative integral membrane protein. NCBI's taxonomy places the organism in Eukaryota, Apicomplexa, Aconoidasida, Piroplasmida, Theileriidae. The transcript has 3 exons. The record is from RefSeq and is a predicted model, not a curated record. Bases 181 to 552 code for a protein of 123 amino acids.
UUCCCUUGAGUAUGAGGCUAUUGUUGGGAUUGGUUCACAACGCGAAAUUAAACCUUAAAUACGAUUUUGUUACUUACGCUUUUGACAAAUUUGGUUUAUUUAAAUAAGCUGUUUUUUUGGGUUUUAUUAUUUUCUUUAUAAACUUUACUUUUCACUUUAUAUCAAUCAUUUAAUAUAACCAUGGCGCAAUCCAAAAAAUUUGCUUUCCCUAAAAAUUCGCACUUGAAGCUUUCUGAGUUGAACACUAAGAAUUUAUUGCUUCUUUUGCUCGUUACUGAUGCCUGUCUUGUCUUGGCGGGUUUUGUGGGUUUUACUGUGAUCACUCGUGUUUUCGGCAAUUUUUCAUUUAGUGCUUUCAAAUCGGUGGUCUUCGACGUCAACGUUCUUCUCGGAAAGAAAUGCCCGUUCACCGGCCUUAGGACCAUGCCGAACCUUUCCCUACCUUCUGUUUACGCCGUUCUUGUUUUCUACGCUCUUCUUGUUCCCUUCGGACUAUUCUUCAACUUUUUACUUGUCAAACAUGUAUUGAGGAACAAGAAAAAAACACACUAAUUUAUUAUUUUACA